Molecule: messenger RNA, 1945 nt
Organism: Seriola aureovittata
Lineage: Eukaryota; Metazoa; Chordata; Actinopteri; Carangiformes; Carangidae
Product: myeloid-associated differentiation marker-like protein 2
Exons: 1
Coding region: 54-956 (300 amino acids)
Cellular component (GO): membrane
Source: RefSeq, a predicted model, not a curated record
CAUAUACCUACAUUACAGGCAUAUUUCAACCACUCUUCAGCUCCUUCAGAGAGAUGGGAAUAAUUGAUAGUAUUAAGGACACCUUAUCCCAAGCAGUGUUUACUCCUUCUUCUCUGUUAUCCGGACGAGGCGGGCUACAUAUGGCUCAGAUCAUUCUGUCUCUGGUCACCUUCGUCCUGGCUGCCUUCAGAGGAGGGAGCAGCCAUACCUACUGGAACUACGCCAUGUUCACCUGGGCCUUCUGCCCCAUUAUGACCCUCAUCAUCACCAUCAUUGAGAUGUUUAAACUUGACAUCGUACUCAAUUUGUUUUGCAUGGACUGGUCAGACUUCACCACUGGGAUGGCCAUGUCUUCAACACUCAUGACCGUUUCUGUUGCUAUCAUAUAUGCCAACUUCUAUGCCUGCCUGAAAUUAGCAUGUCUGUAUGGCUGGAUAGUGAGUAUAUUUGCUUUCUUGUGUGGUAUGGUCUACACAUUUGAAGUGGUGAAGGACAAAAUCCUGGACAAGAAGGAGGGGAAGUACCUUGCUGCUCUGCCUGGAUUCUUCAAGGUACUGGAGGCCUUCAUAAGCUGCAUGAUUUUUAUAUCACUGACUGGUUACAGAGACAAGCCGGCUCUGAUCAUCUGCGUCAUAGCUUAUAUCAUUCCUUUCCCCAUCCUCCCUCUUAUCAUAGCCACCAACAUCCUCAAGAAACUGAAGAAAUGCUUGCCUUUUAACUUGGACAGAUUUGUGUUCAUAUUCCUGGUCAUCUCUGUUGUGCUGUAUAUCUUCACUGCUAUCAUGUGGCCCAUUUUUAUGUUCAGGAACAACCCUCGUCCCAGUGACUGUCCACCCAGCUUCUGUAUCUGGGCCAUUCAGUUUAUGGUUGCAUUCCUGACGUAUGUGAAUCUCAUUCUUUUCACACUGGACCUUAUUUUCACCUUGCUUGGUAUCUGUGGCUUUAGCAAAACAUAAACAUGGUAGAGACUUUCCAAUCAUCUUUUUAAAACAUCCAAACUUGAACUACAACUCUAAAUAACUCUUUGUAAUUCAGGUAAUAAAAAAUAAAAAAAAUAAUUCAUUUAUUUAUUUUAAUUAAAAACUGUAAGGUAAAUGCUCAACAUAUCUUCCCAUAGCAUUAAAGUAAAAUGCUUGAAUAAUGUUUGUGUUGUCAGAAUGUUUAAAAUGUUUGAACAAUGCUUUUAAAGCCUGGUCUCAGGUUGGUGAACACUGCCAUUUCUGCACUGAAGUCACAUGAUCACAUUUUCCACAUCUGGGGAAAUGUAAUUGGUUGCACACAGUCUCCAACGGAGCAGAAACAGCACUGCAGCUGUACACCGCAACAUCACAGACUGAGGCUUUGAACAUCCACUCAGAACGCCAGAGCUAAAGGGUAAUCUACAUUUUGUCAUGCCUCACGUGUAACUUGGUCCAACAAACAAGAGCAGAAUUAACACACGAUCACAUUAUACAAUGUAUAAUGUGAUUUCAAAGCAGAAAAUGGUGCUAUCAUCAAACAGACUCACAAUCAGACUGGAGUUGCAAAAUAGGAUUUUUGAGCAUUGGGGUUUCUGGUUGCAGUCUUUUAUACAGAAUAUUAAUUUAUAUUUUCCAUGUCAUAUGUAUUCAUGAACAAUGAGUACAGUUCUGUUGAAGCUGAGACUUUUAAUAUUAAUCUGUUGUUUUGUUUUGUCCCAUAUGACGUGUAAUCAAACCUAAAAUUACACAUGAGCUCUGUGUGUAACUUUCCAUUCACCAUUUUUAUACUCCCUGAUGUGUUGCUGUGUAUCUUGAGUAUAUUUGGAAUAUGAACUGUCUAUGGCACUGCCAAUGAAAAAUUGUAACUUGCAAUGUGUCUGUUCCUGAAAAUGAGAUUACACAUGAAUGAACACACCUGAGUUUCCUGCGAUCUGUCAGCCACAGACACCGGUGUGAAGUGUGUAGUGGGAAUAAAGAUGCUCUGA